AUGGAAGUGGAUCGAGAAAAUCCGGCUUUUGUUUUGCUUCCUGAGUCGCCACCUCAGCUGACGGAGGACAAGGAGGUGGAGAGGACGCAAUUUGAAUUGGACCAAUCAGAGAGCCCUGAGACGUCAUUACGGCUACUCUCACUUGAUCCACUCAAGCCAUCGUCACAUGAGGAUGAGGACGACUCCCACGAAAACCUUCAAGUCACCUUUGGGUAA
Hydatigera taeniaeformis is the source of this 216-nucleotide messenger RNA. The record is from the annotation of a GenBank genome assembly. Lineage: Eukaryota; Metazoa; Platyhelminthes; Cestoda; Cyclophyllidea; Taeniidae.